Molecule: messenger RNA, 2936 nt
Organism: Harpegnathos saltator (Jerdon's jumping ant)
Lineage: Eukaryota; Metazoa; Arthropoda; Insecta; Hymenoptera; Formicidae
Product: carboxypeptidase N subunit 2
Exons: 2
Coding region: 724-2661 (645 amino acids)
Molecular function (GO): protein binding
Source: RefSeq, a predicted model, not a curated record
CUCUUUCCCUCUUUCUCUCUUUCUCUCUCUCUCUCUCUCUUUCUCUCGGCUGCAUUUCCCCCUUUUUCAUCUAUCUCCGCUGUUCUUCUCUCUUCUUCUCUUGUCGUCUGCUAUAUCUCUCUCCUCCUCCUCCUCCUCCUCCUCCUUCUCCUCUACCUGUAAACUCCAGCGUGUGCUCCGUCGGCGUUGACGAGAAGGCCGCCUCCUUAAACUUUUUUCCACCCGCGUCCGGCUGUCGCGAUCUCCUCCUCCUGCCCCCACCCCCGCUCCGCACGCGACUCCAUAUGCACGCACGUACGCACGUACGCACGUAACGCACGCUUGCACGCACGCGGCGAUCAGUGCGGAACCGUCCGAGGAGCGGGUUCACGAUUGAUGGAUACGAGCGCAAGACGCCGGACACGUCCCGGCAAUUCGAGAGGUGUCUUCAUGGCGAGUCACGUGGAUCGGCGGCGGUGAUUUGGGAGAGUCUCUCGUUAAUACGGCACGGGCCGAGUGCCGUGGUACUCCAUACGUGCCCUCCGUCCGCUCGUCGACGGAUGUCUACCACUUGGACAGGCUAAUCGGCGUCCGCACGGGGCUUCGCGGGCGCGUGAUCGGCGAGCGAGAGGCGCACGAGGAAAUCGCGGUGGAUCGGGUCGAUGUGCACAGGUCCGAGAGAACCUACCUACGACACUUCACGUCGCUCGGUGACAGUUCCAGUUCGGAAGGAGUUCAUAUGGAAUGGCAUCACGUGGACCGUCGCCGCCGACGCUGCCGAUCGCGAUAGCGAUGGCCGCCGUGAUGACAGUCGUGGCUAGUGGCCUCUGCCCGCCGCGGUGUCGAUGCGACGACGAGAGCCUGCGCGCCACGUGCGCCCACGCCGGCCUCGAGGUCGUGCCGAUCCAGUUAAACCCGGAGAUCCGCCACUUGGACCUGUCGAGCAAUCGGGUGGCCAACGUGCACCUCACCUUCAGCUUCUACGGUUACCUCGAGAGUCUCGACCUCAGCUCGAAUCUCAUCCACACGCUGGGCCUGGAGAACUUCAGCCUGCAGCAGAACCUGGUGGUGCUCAACGUCAGCGACAACGCGAUCCGCACGUUGGCGAAGAAUGCCCUGCGCGGCCUCACCUCGCUGAAGGAGCUGAACCUCGCCGGCAACAACAUCUCGCAGAUGGACGAGCAGGCGUUCAAGUACACGAGCGAGCUGGAGCUGCUGAAUCUCAGCGACAACUCGAUCACCAGCCUGCCGGACGGCCUGCUGAGGAACCUGCACAAGAUACGCACGUUGAUCCUCAGCAAGAACUCCCUGCUGGAGAUACCGACCGGCAACCUCGCGCUGGCGCCGAGCCUUGAGCGCAUCGACCUGUCGGAUAAUCUGAUCCUCGAGCUGGACCGGGACUCCCUGCCGUCCUUGCCGUCGCUGGUCUCCCUGAACCUCUCCAACAACGUCAUCAGGAGCAUCGCCGACGUGGCGUUCGACCGUCUGCCGGAUCUCCUCUACUUGGACCUGUCCGGGAACAAUCUAACGUCCGUGCCUACGGCCGCGCUGGCCCGCCUCAGCGUCCUCACGAGCCUCGUGCUGAGCACCAACCCCCUCGGCUCGCUGGAGGCGGUGGCGUUCCGCAACCUCUUCGAGCUGAGGAGCCUGGAGCUCAACGACUGCACGAUAGCGUCGGUGAACGCGCGUGCCUUCGCCGACAACGUGAACCUCGAGCGCAUCUCGAUGGACGGGAACCGCGAGCUGCGAGAACUGCCCGCCCGAGUGCUCUACAGCGCCAGGUACCUCAGGUGGGUGUCCCUGCGCCGCUGCAGCCUGGCGACGCUGCAGCCGACGCAGUUCCCCGUCGACGGGCUGUCGCACCUCCGCGUCGGCGGCAACCCCCUCGUGUGCAACUGCUCGGUGCACUGGCUGUGGAACGUGAUCCGCGCCGAAGAGCGGCGGAACGAGACCCGGCUCGAGCUCGACACGCACGACAUCGUCUGCAGCGACGAGGAGUUCGCCGGCAAGGCCUUGAUCGCCCUGUCGGAGGGCUCCCUGCGCUGUCGCCUGAGCCUGCUCUACAUGUCGCUGUCGGCCACCGGCUGCCUGGCCGCCGCGGCGACCAUACUCGCCCUCGUCGCUCACGUCACCCGGGCCAAGAGGAAGCGACGGCUGGCGUACGCCGCGCCGAACCGGCCCGAGUUCCUCGUCUACGUCGGCAGGAGCAACAACGAGCUGGACAAGAACGCGGAGUCCUACAGCCGCCGGCUGCUGGCCCGCAGCGAGGAUACCUCGUAUGAUUCCCCGCGCGGCGGCGGCGGCGGCGGCGGCGGGGGCGGCAAGGUCGCCACGGCGGAGCGCAGUCCUCAGUCGCAGGACACCAACAUCUACGAGACGCCGCGCUACGCCCGUCCCAGCCGCCGCGACGUCGAGCCGUCCUACAGGAAGCAGCCGGAGGAAGGGGUGUACGCGGUGGCUGAUGUGACGGAUCUGCGCGACGAGCCGCCGGAAGUGACGUCGCUGUAUCGCGCGCACGGCGGCCCGGUGGCCGCCAGCAUCUCCGCCAGCAGCAGGUCGAGCGCGGCUCAGGCGCGCCGCUUGGGCUACGGUUACGAUUACGAGUACGAUUACGACUACGAGCCGCCGCCGCCGCCUCCGCCGCCGUUGCUCUCGGAGAAGCCGCACGUCGUCUUCGUGUGAGCGGACGCGGCUCGCGAGCACCGUGCUUUCGCUGAGCACCGCCUUGUUGUUGUUGUUGUUGUCGUCGUGAGCGUUGCGCACCCCGAGCCGCGACGAAUCCGGGGAGGAUCCAGUCCCUCCCUCUCUGGAGGGGUCGUUACGAGGCAGCCGGAUACGCGCGGCGGAUACGGUAUCUCCGUAUCAUGGACUUUUAACUGUCCGAAAUAUCUUCCGGAUUACGCAGCCUGCGGGGCACACCCCUUUCUCCCUCUCUCUCUCUCUCUCUCUCUCUUCCU